GUCACCUUGCUGAGGCCCCAGGAUGGAAAUCCACAGGUGCCCUGGCAGCUACCUAAUCCCUCUUCUUCUUUUCCUGUUCCACUCAGAGACAGCCUGCCGCCCCUCCAGGAAGAGACCCUGCAAGAUGCAAGCUUUCAGAAUCUGGGAUGUCAACCAGAAGACCUUCUACCUGAGGAAUAACCAACUAGUCGCUGGAUACUUGCAAGGCCCAAAUUCUGAGCUGGAAGAGAAGCUAGACGUGGUGCCCAUCGAGCCUCACACUGUGUUCCUGGGGAUCCACGGGGAAAAGCUGUGCCUGGCUUGUGUCAAAUCUGGUGAUCAGAUCAGACUCCAGUUGGAGGCAGUUAACAUCACUGACCUGAGCAAGGACAAGGAGCAGGACAAGCGCUUCACCUUUAUCCGCACAGAAAAUGGUCCCACCACCAGCUUUGAGUCAGCUGCCUGUCCCGGAUGGUAUCUCUGCACUGCCCUGGAGGCUGACCGGCCUGUCAGCCUCACCAACACACCUGAGGAGGCCAUCAUGGUCACCAAGUUCUACUUCCAGCAGGACUAGUGUACGGCCACAUCCCUUCUCCAUUCACAGCCCAUGGACGACUGUAGAGAGACUACCUUUUCACCUCUGUGCAGGGUCUCCUGCUCUCUCCUGGGCUCUGAGGAUCAGCUUUGGUACAGUGGACACUCAGGAGGCAGUACUAGAGCCCUAGAAGAAACAGGACUCUGUCUCCAGCCUUCUCAGUUAACCCCGCCUCCGUGCCAUCUCCACAAUGGACUUUCUAAAGUGCAGAUUGAAUUACGGUGCUGCUCAAAACCUCUCACUGCCACCUACACCUUCCAGAUAAAAUCCAGGCUUCCUGGUCAGCCUGGAUGCCCUCUGUUUUCUCAUCCCUGACUACUCCCUCACCCCAGGGCCCCUGUGCCAGAUCCCUAGGCUACUUGCUGACCUCCUGCCAAGUGACUCCCAGAUCUUGGUUUGCAAAUGGAUGCUGUUCCAUGGGGAAGAUUUUAAAAUCUGUGGCAAACUGUAAAAAUAAGGUUUUCAUGAUAUUUUAAAAAUUAAGCCAACUUGAUUCAAUUUGAAGCAGAGUCCUUUAUUUGGAGGUUAUGUCCUUUCUGGAAGGAAUGAGAGAGAAAAAUAUUGUGUUUGUGAACUGAUCAUGAAACUAGUUCUCCCUUUUUAUUUCUAUUUCUGUGGUGCCGAAACCUGUAAAAAUUAAAAGUUAGUUAUUAUGUUGGUCCACUAUUUUUUUCUCUCCAAAACAUUCCUGUAAGUCUACCCCAUCUCUUUCACAGUUGCUGGCAGGUCUCUCCCCAAUGGCCUCCCAUCAAAAGUUCCCUGGAUCCCAAGUCAUGGUGCAGAUGUGGCCCCAGAGAUUUUUCUCCUCUUUUUCAGGGGGAUGAGUUGCUCCUUGACUUUUAAAGCACUUCUGACACUCUGAAUAUCUACUUGUCUCUGUGCCUCUGUCCUUCUGUCUCAGACCCUGAUCUCCUGGGAGCCAGCAGCAUAAGGGUCUAAGGUCCCUGCAGGGCUGAGCACAGGGCCUGACCUCAGCAGGUGUGUAAUGAAUGUAUGUUGUCUGUGUGAGUGGGAGGUUUCCUCCCACUGUGACUUAAGCUCUGUUUUACAAUAAAACUUU
Molecule: messenger RNA, 1634 nt
Organism: Talpa occidentalis (Iberian mole)
Lineage: Eukaryota; Metazoa; Chordata; Mammalia; Eulipotyphla; Talpidae
Gene: IL1RN
Product: interleukin 1 receptor antagonist
Exons: 4
Coding region: 23-553 (176 amino acids)
Biological process (GO): negative regulation of interleukin-1-mediated signaling pathway; inflammatory response to antigenic stimulus
Molecular function (GO): cytokine activity; interleukin-1 receptor binding; interleukin-1 receptor antagonist activity
Source: RefSeq, a predicted model, not a curated record